AGUUCUCCAUACCCUCUAACUAGAAACCAAGUCACUCUUCUCAAUCGUGACCAAACUGAACAAAACAACAAGUAUGUCAUAAUAAAUUUCUAGCUUUACCAAAUCACAAACCCUUAUCCAACAUAAAAAUCCCAAUUUUCCAACUUUCAUCUUAGAGGAGAUAAAGAUUAAAAUCUCUAAUCAAUCUGAAAUCCAAUGACUGUCGUUUCUAUUCAUUUUAUUCAGAGACGACGAAUUUAUCGACGUCGCUGGUAACAGAGUCGUCGCUGGUAACGGAGUCGUCGCCCUCUUGAUCUGUUCUUUCUGAGUCCUCUCUUCAUCACCAAGCUUUUCUUACCUCUGGUUCCAUCUCCCAGCCAUUGAGUCAGCCAUGGAUAAGCAUCAUCUGUUUCUUCUCUCUACCUUAUCUCAAAUCUCAAUUUCAAAACCUCUCUCCUAUCUCAAAUCUCAUUCUCUGUUUGUGCAUCCACGCAACCGAUAAGUGGCAUCGUUUUCAAGCCGUUUGUGGAGGUGAAGAAGGAACCCGAUCUCCUGCCUUCAAGUCCGGAGCUUUCGCUUGCUCGCUUGAAUGUGAAAGCAGGUCAAUUAAGCUUAAUUUUAACCUUUUUGUGUUGUUUUUCAAGGACUCAAGAGUGGAAGAAAGAGACCACGCGAGAUGUUGAUGGAGUAUCAGCAGGAAAAACGUGGUGGGAGGGUUCAGCUAAAGCCCAUGGUGAUGCCUCAGUCUGAAUUUGAUUACGUUGACAAAGGAGAUGUUGUCUAUGCCAUGGAGUUGGCUCUAUCAUUGGAGAAACUGGUCAAUGCGAAGCUCCUAUACGUUUUCUUCUUCAAAGAUGGGUUCCUAAUAUAUCUACUAAGUUCCUCUGCAAAGAUGGGUUCGUGGGCGUUGUGAGGUAAUCAAAUUAUCUCUGAGAAUACUUUUCUAUAGAUAAACAAUGUAUUGUAAUAAUUACUUUUGCCUUAUAUAUUUUUAAUGUCCAUGUUCACAUUUUUAUAUUUUUAAAGAAAUCACAAUUAUAAUUUA
Molecule: messenger RNA, 1024 nt
Organism: Brassica napus (rape)
Lineage: Eukaryota; Viridiplantae; Streptophyta; Magnoliopsida; Brassicales; Brassicaceae
Product: ferritin-3, chloroplastic-like
Exons: 4
Coding region: 656-892 (78 amino acids)
Biological process (GO): iron ion transport; intracellular iron ion homeostasis
Cellular component (GO): cytoplasm
Molecular function (GO): ferrous iron binding; ferric iron binding
Source: RefSeq, a predicted model, not a curated record